CGUUGCUUCUUUUGACAUUUUGCUCGCGGCCAUCAUCAGUUCAAAAAUUAUUUGUUAUUGUACAAUUUUCUAACUUCUCUAAUGGUUUAGUGUAAGGUUUUGUACAACAAUUUUAUCUUGAAGUUUUCUUACAGUCGUCUAUCGAUCAGCGUAUAAGCCAUGGACCGACUGUGGAAGUUGGACCGCAUGUGUCGAACUUGUCUAGUCGAAGGAAGCGAUUUUACUGAUUUGUAUCAGAAGGACUCUCAACUAGAUUGUAAAAUUUCGUCUAUGGUUUCUGCCUGCAGUUCUAUGAAGAUCCAUGAAAACGAUGGACUGCCAGGCAAAAUUUGCCAAAGUUGCAUAGAAAUGGUUCGGAAUGCAUUUCAGUUCCGAACUCAAUGUGAGGUAGCUACUCGAUCAUUGAAAUCGCUGGCUGAUGUGCACAAUAUCAAGUUUUUGGAAUCAUCUAUCAGCGGCGAAAGCCAAGGAACUCAAACUGAACAAUCAACUACCGGUGUACCUUGCGAUCGGUGCCAUACGACGAAACGCACAUCGCCUCGGAAAAAGGUUGACAAUAGUUUAGUUUCCUCGACGAAAUCGUGGAAAAUGCUUAAGGAAGAACGAAUCGAUCCGGAACCGGUCAGCUUCGUUGAAGUGGAAUACUUGCGCGACUCUGAUUCAGACGGAGAUAUAAGCAAACUAGAUAUAGCUCUGGAGCCACCGCUGUGCAAAGUCGAAGUGUUUGAAAACGUUGAAUUUCUUGCGGAUACAUCUUCCUCGACAUCUAAGAAAGUUAAAAACGAACCCAUAGAAGAGAAUGAUUCCUACAGGGAAAACAGUCCUGGCCCAAUGGCAGAUGACUUCCACGAUAAUGAUGAUGAUGAAGAUGACGACGACGACGAUGAUGAUGAUUUCACGCUUAAAGAGAUUAAAGACCGACUAAAACCUACCAAAACCGAACAGCCAACGAUAGAUGACAAAGAGUCUGAAACUGGGGAGGAAAAUAAAUGCAAUUACUGCGAUAAAGUGUUCAAAAGGGCAACACAUUUGAAGCGACACAUUUUAACGCAUACUGGAGAGAAAAAUUUCAAAUGCGAUGCUUGUGAUAAAGCCUUCUCUAGGCGAGAUCAUCUCGUAAAGCAUGAAGCUUCAUUCCAUUCCACGGAACGACCGUACCCUUGCCAGAUGUGUGAAAAGACGUUCAAACGUGCAGAACAUCUACGCACCCAUAUGGACUCUCGGCACAGUGAAAAUCGUGUUGAAAAACAACGUGUUUAUUGUGAGAUCUGUAACAAAGGUUUUGUUUCUCCCAAAACGCUCGAAACGCACAUAAAAGCACACUCAGAGGAAAAAGUAUUCAAAUGUGAACACUGCGAGGAGGAGUUCACCGAUCGUACUCGAUAUCGUAAUCACAUUAAGAAAAAUCAUUCCCAAGGUUCUGCGUUUUUGUGUUCCGAGUGCGGCAUGAGUUUCCUGCGUAAUGACUAUUUGCAAGUUCAUAUGCGGCGUCACAUGGGCAUAAAACCAUUCAAGUGCAAAUUUUGCCCUAAGGGUUUCCCGAGAGCCACUGAUCUAAGGGUUCACGAAAAGUAUCACACCAACGAAAAACCGCACUUGUGCAAUAUCUGUGGCAAAGGAUUCCACAGAGCGUACAAUUUAGUCGUUCAUAGUCGUACUCACAACGGCGUUAAACCGUACCAAUGUCCACAUUGUCCGAAAAGUUUUGCCCAGGGGAAUGAUCUGAAAGCACACGUGCGCAGACAUACUGGAGAACGGUACCGCUGUGAUAUCUGUAGUGAAGGAUUUAUCCAAGCGUAUCAGCUUACAAAUCACAAACGUUCUGUUCAUAACAUAGAAUCUGAUUCUAUAACUCGCCGUGUUCGUAAAUUCCUCACUCCAGUAGCUCAGGAGCAACAGGUUCGCCUUCAAAAACACCAUCAGCAACUGGAACAACUAUUGGCUCAGCAAAAGGAACUGGAACAAAAGCAGCAACAAGAGUGGAACGUUGAGUCGAAUGAUAGCGAACUUCAGAAAAAGAUUUUGGAAACUAAAGAACGAAUACAAGACGUGGAGCGAGAGUUAGAAGAUAUAAACAAUCGACUGCAGGAAGAACUGGAUCGACAACAAGCGGAGCAGCCACAUUCCAAUGAAACCCAGGAGGACUUGCAUGAAGCACUGGUUUCAAAUCAAGCUGCAAUAACAGAGCCGGUUGCGGCCCAGAAUUAUAGACCAGUUAAUCUUGUGUAUGGCCAUCAAUUUUUAAACGACCCUUCGGCGCCACCCAGAGGUUUAGUAAAAAUGGAACAUUUUCAAUAGAAUAGCUCUUCAAAGUUUUGUCGUGAAAUACAAGUGUCUGUGUGUGUGUAUCCUUUAAUUGUUGAGUUUUAUUCAAUCAUUCACAUCACGCUUCACUCGCUCAGAUUACACUAGUUCAGGUUGAUUGUACUGGUUGAUUAUAUUCGAUCAAGCGCUUCGACCAUUAUGAUACUGUUUCCACGAAUAACCUGAA
Messenger RNA from Uranotaenia lowii, 2491 nucleotides. Its product is annotated as zinc finger protein 436-like. The record is from RefSeq and is a predicted model, not a curated record. Gene Ontology annotation, molecular function: zinc ion binding. The coding region runs from base 160 to 2298 and encodes 712 amino acids. The transcript has 6 exons. Gene Ontology annotation, cellular component: nucleus. Lineage: Eukaryota; Metazoa; Arthropoda; Insecta; Diptera; Culicidae.